Molecule: messenger RNA, 1695 nt
Organism: Python bivittatus (Burmese python)
Lineage: Eukaryota; Metazoa; Chordata; Lepidosauria; Squamata; Pythonidae
Source: RefSeq, a predicted model, not a curated record
AUGGUGCUUGUAGUACCAUUGCUGGUAGCUCUGUUCUCUCCUAAAGUAUGCAAGGCUUACAAUGUGAAAUGCAACAUUCAUACUCCUCAUAAGCCACAGCAUACCUAUCAUGAAUCGGGAGAUGUUAUAGUUGGUGGCAUAGCAUCUCUAGCAUCUUCCAUGGACAAUGCUAUAAGUUUCAGUGAGGAGCCCCCACCAUCAUUGCAUGAAGACCUUAUUUUACUGCCUAAGAAUUACCAACACAUUCUGGCCUUGGUAUUUGCAGUGAAGGAGGUCAAUGAAAGCCCUCAUCUCUUACCCAAUGUCACCUUGGGCUUCCACAUCUACGACAGUUACCGCAGUGCACAGAAGACCUGCCACGCCACAAUGUUCCUCCUUUACAACAUGGAGAACUUUGUUCCUAACUACAUCUGUGGCAUCCAGAAUAAUCUGACAGCAGUGAUUGGGGGACUGGACUCCAAAAUCUCCAUUGAAAUUGCAAAUAUCUUGGACAUCUACAAGGUUCCACAGGUAGAGUCGGGUCUGGAUGUCAUGAACUGGAUUGUUUUUUCAAAUCAAUCCUUUGUUAGACUGAAAGUUGGGAAGGUAGAUCCUGGAGUUCCCACAGACCAAACUUUCACCAUUAAUAAAGAUGCCAUCACUUGGCCCAGCUGGUUUAACCAGUCUCAGCCUCUUUCAGUAUGUAGUGAGAGUUGCCCUCCUGGUUCCAGCAAGAAAGUGAAGGAAGGGGAACCCUUUUGCUGCUACGACUGCGUCCCGUGCCCAGCUGGGAAGAUUUCAGAGAAGGAGGAUAGUAAAGAAUGCUACACUUGCAAAGAUGGAGGCUAUCCAAACACCAAUCAGGAUUCCUGCAAUCUUAAGACUGUCGUCUUUUUGUCUUAUGAAGAACUUCUGGGGAUCAGUUUAGCCUCCUUUGCUCUUUUCUUUUCUUUGCUAUCAGCCUUUGUGCUUGGAAUCUUUGUGAAGAAACACAAAACUCCCAUUGUGGUAGCAAAUAACCGAGACCUCACCUAUGUUCUCCUCACCUCUCUCCUGCUCUGCUUCCUUUCGGCACUCCUCUUCAUUGGCCGUCCCAAGACGGUGAUCUGUCUCCUCCGACAAGCUGCUUUUGGCAUCUCCUUCUCCGUGGCUGUUUCUUCAGUGUUGGCAAAAACGGUCACUGUGGUUCUGGCUUUCCUGGCCACCAAGCCAGGAUCCAGGGUGAGAAUGUUUGUGGGAAAGAGACUCUCCAACUCCCUGGUCAUUUCCUGCUCUCUUCUUCAAACAGCCAUUUGUAUGUCAUGGCUGGCAACCUCUCCCCCAUUCCCAGAGUUUGACAUGCACUCAGUGGUUGAAGAAAUUGUUCUGCAGUGUAAUCAGGGAUCUGAGACCAUGUUCUAUUGUGUCCUCAGUUAUAUGGGCUUCUUGGCUGUUAUUAGUUUCAUAGUUGCUUUCUUGGCCAGGAAGUUACCUGACACUUUCAAUGAAGCCAAGUUCAUCACGUUCAGCAUGUUGGUCUUCUGCAGCGUGUGGCUCUCCUUCGUUCCAACCUAUCUGAGCACUAAAGGGAAAUACACGGUGGCAGUAGAGAUAUUUUCCAUUUUAGCCUCUAGUGCUGGUCUGUUGGCCUGCAUUUUUUUCCCCAAAUGUUAUAUUAUUUUGUUCAAGCCCAAUCUUAACCAUAGGGAACACCUAAUGAAUAGAAAACAGGAAUGA